CCUCCCCUCGAGAGGCAGUCGGCUGAGCUCCACACCACAGUGAGCCCUGGACGGAUAGUCUGACAGAACAGAAAGACGCCUCCAGCCCUGGGCUUGCAUCCCGAGGCCACCUGCAUUCCUUGGAUUGUAGCCUCACGUUGCUUCAGCCUCCUGUCAUCACCUCUUCUCUUUCCUGAUUCUGACCCUCUUGCCUCCAUCUUCUGAGGACCCUGUCUGUCUGUCCUGGAAAGAUACAGAGGCUCAUGAUGCUGGUCGCUGUAUUGGGCGCCUGCCUGGGCUCGCUGGUGGCAGCUGCAGCAGCAACAGCAGGCACUAACCCUGCACAACUGGAUACUCCCAGCAUGCUGCCCACCCUCCGGCGCCAGAAGAGAGACUGGAUUUGGAAUCAGAUGCACAUCGAUGAAGAGAGAAACACCUCACUACCCCAUUAUGUGGGCAAGAUCAAGUCGAGCGUGAACAGAAAGAAUGCCAAGUACCUGCUCAGAGGAGAGUCUGUCGGCAAGGUCUUCCGGGUCAACGAGGACACAGGAGAUGUGUAUGCCUUUGAGAGGCUGGACCGGGAGAAGACCUCCGAGUACCACCUCAUUGCCCUCAUCGUGGACAAGGACACCAACAGCGACCUGGAGUCUCCUUCCAGUUUCACCAUCAAAGUUCACGAUGUGAAUGACAACUGGCCUGUGUUCACGCACCGGUUGUUCAAUGCAUCUGUGCCCGAGAUGUCGGCUGUGGGGACCUCGGUCAUCCGUGUGACAGCAGUGGACGCAGAUGACCCCACUGUGGCAGAUCACACCUCUGUCGUGUACCAAGUCCUGAAGGGAGAAAAGUAUUUUUCCAUCGAUAAUUCCGGACUCAUUCUCACGACAACUAAUAACUUGGACCGAGAGAUGCAAGCCAGAUAUGAGAUCGUGGUGGAGGCACAAGACACCCGGGGCCUCCGGGGGGACUCGGGCACGGCCACUGUGCUGGUCACUCUGCAAGACGUCAAUGACAACUUCCCCAUCUUCACCCAGACCAUGUACACAUUUGUGGUGCCUGAAGACAUCCGCGUGGGAAGCCCCCUGGGCUCUCUGUUUGUGGAGGACCCAGAUGAGCCCCAGAACCGGAUGACCAAGUACAACAUCGUGCAAGGCGAGUACAGGGACACUUUCAUCAUCGAGACAGACCCCACCCACAACGAGGGCAUCAUCAAGCCCAUGAAGCCCCUGGACUAUGAACGCAUCCGGCAAUACAGCUUCACCAUCGAGGCCAUGGACCCCACCAUCAACCUCGGAUACCUGAGAGGCACCUCCAGCAGAAACACAGCCCGCGUCAUCAUCAACAUCACAGAUGUGGACGAGCCCCCCAUCUUCCAGCAGCACUUCUACCACUUCCAGCUGUGGGAGAACCAGAAGAAACCUCUGAUCGGCGUGGUGAUAGCCACAGACCCCGACGAGAUUCGGCGUAGAAUUGGAUACUCCAUCCGGAGGACUAGUGACAAGGGCCAAUUCUUCCGAAUAACCAAGCAAGGGAACAUUUACAAUGAGAAAGAACUGGACAGAGAAAUCUACCCCUGGUAUAACCUGACUGUGGAGGCUAAAGAACUGGAUUCUAGUGGGACCCCCACAGGCAAAGAAUCCAUCGUGCAGGUCCACAUUGAAGUUCUGGAUGUGAAUGACAAUGCCCCAGAGUUCGCCCAGCCCUAUGAGCCCAAAGUGUGUGAGAAUGCAGCCCAGGGCCAGCUGGUCCUGCGGAUCUCUGCAACAGACAAGGACAUAACACCACAAAACGUGAAGUUCAAAUUUGCCCUGAGCACUGAGGACAGCAACUUCACCCUCACGGAUAAUCACGAUAAUACAGCCAACAUCACGGUCAAGUAUGGGCAAUUUGACCGGGAGCGUGCCAAGGUCCACUUCCUGCCCGUGCUCAUCUCGGACAACGGGAAGCCAAGCCUCACAGGCACCAGCACGCUGGCCGUGGCCGUGUGCAAGUGCAACGAGCACGGGGAGUUCACCUUCUGCGAGGACAUGGCCGCCCAGGCAGGCGUCAGCAUCCAGACGCUGGUGGCCAUCUUCCUCUGCAUCCUCGCCAUCACAGUGAUCACCCUACUCAUCUUCCUGCGGCGGCGGCUCCGGAAGCAGGUCCGCGCCCUCGGCAAGAGCGUGCCAGAGAUCCACGAGCAGCUGGUCACCUACGACGAGGAGGGCGGCGGCGAGAUGGACACAACCAGCUACGACGUGUCGGUGCUCAACUCGGUGCGCCGUGGCGGUGGAGCCAAGCCCCCGCGGCUGUCGCCGGACGCACGGCCGCCGCUGUAUGCGCGGGUGCAGAAGCCACCGCGGCAUGCGCUCGGGGCGCACGGCGGGCCCGGGGAGAUGGCCGUGAUGAUUGAGGUGAAGAAGGACGAGGCGGACCACGACGGCGGCGGCCCGCCCUACGACACUCUGCACGUCUACGGCUACGAGGGCUCCGAGUCCGUCGCCGAGUCCCUCAGCUCCCUGGGCACCGAUUCGUCCGACUCCGACAUCGAUUACGACUUUCUCAACGACUGGGGGCCAAGGUUCAAGAUGCUGGCCGAGCUGUAUGGCUCGGACCUCCAGGAAGAGCUGGUGUAUUAGGGGGCCUCCGCCUUCUGGGCCUGGGGACCCAAACUCACUGGAGCCCAGGAGAGUCCCAAGCAGGCACUGAGACCUCCGAGACUGGCACUCACUGCCCCGCCCAGCACCCCUUCCUCCUAGGUCCCAGAGACCUCACCGUGGUGGGGGGGCGAGGGGUAGCAAAAUCCAGGUCCCUGAAAUAUCCAGAAACCUACUUCAGUGAUGGCUACCCCCUAAAUGCUGGGAAAACCAGACUAGUGUUCUGUCUGGGCUCAGACAUCCCUCGCCUCAUCACCCCCAGACCACCGACCUCACUUAAAGACUUUUCUGGCUCCACAAGGCUGCAGAGCAAAGCAGCCUGUGUUCAACUGUUAAGGGAGUGGAUCUUUCCCUGAAAGCGCUGACCCCCCCUGGUGAGGCUGAUGAGGUCCUGGUGCCUAUCUGCCUGGAGGCAAAAGGCAGAAUGGCAUGACCUCGGGGCAAGACUUGCUGCAGCCCAGUCCCAGGGAGAAUGCCACUAUCCAUCAGGCCUGAUCUCAGGAGCCCCAGCCCUGCUCUGACUCCCUCACACCCUCCCAAAUGCCCCAUCCCUGCCCCUCCCAGGCCUGUCAAGAAGGAGGAAAGGGCCACAUGGCAGCUCCUGACCUUGGGUCCUGAGGUGACCUUGCUGGCCUGCCACAAGGUCAGUAACUGUGCUAUGCUGAGCAUUGAACCAUUCAACUGAAUUCAGGGAAAUGGCUUAUUGAACUUUGAAGCAACUGUGAAUUCAUCCUGGAGGGACAGUGGAGACCAAGUGUGACAGAUAAUAGGGUGAGGGCCACCUCCAUGCCCACCCCUUCUGGAGAGGACCUGAGACCCUGAUUUGAGACUCCUCAACACCCCUCCAGUUUUACCUGUUAGGGCGCAGAUAUUCCUGGAGCGGAAGACCUCUCCCCAUCUCCGCCUUGCUGGUUGUUCAUUCAUGCUGGCUCGCUCUCUCUCUUUUCUCUGUCUACUCCUUAUCUUUUGACUUAAAGGCAUCCGAAAUGUUGCCCUCAGCAAGUCUGGCCAACAUCCAAACCCAGACAUGAUUGCGUGACAGAGCCAUGCUAUGGCCUUUACAUGCAUUGUUACCAUCUCAGGGAACCGACCCUGCAGAAGGCAAGGCCCCUGCCCUUCCCAAGCUCUGCGGUCAUCUCUGCAUCUCCCACACACGGAACAUUCUACUGCUAACAUGUCUUGGUGAAGUGGCAUCAAUCGAGAGAAGCAGAGAAGGAGACAACUCUCUAGCUCACCCUUUGUCAAGGACUGAGGCUCCCACUCUGGGCGAGGCCCCUGGCACUGCAGGGGAUUGUAGAUAAUACUGACUCUUUUUUAAAUCAAUAACUAUUUUUCAUAAUAAUUGUUUUUUUACUAAUAAUACUUACAAAUUUCUAGUUCUCACAAACACAUAGAAUAAGUGUUUUUGCAUAAUAGGCAGGUUGCUGUCUAGGGUAACAAUUUUAAUUCAGGUUUUUUUAGUUAGAUAAACAAUUUCUGUAAUCUAUUUCCUAUCACUAUAGUAAUUGCUCUACAGACAAUGACUGUAUAUUGGCCACACCGGUGCAUGAGACGUAUUGUAUUUUUUUAAUACUUAAAUAAAAAUCUCGAGAUUCUUCCAUUUCUAGAA
Cynocephalus volans (Philippine flying lemur) is the source of this 4221-nucleotide messenger RNA. It is a transcript of the gene CDH5, whose product is annotated as cadherin 5. The coding region runs from base 243 to 2594 and encodes 783 amino acids. The record is from RefSeq and is a predicted model, not a curated record. Gene Ontology annotation, molecular function: calcium ion binding; cadherin binding. NCBI's taxonomy places the organism in Eukaryota, Metazoa, Chordata, Mammalia, Dermoptera, Cynocephalidae. Gene Ontology annotation, cellular component: adherens junction; plasma membrane; bicellular tight junction. Gene Ontology annotation, biological process: multicellular organism development; vasculature development; cell-cell adhesion mediated by cadherin. The transcript has 13 exons.